Molecule: messenger RNA, 1672 nt
Organism: Telopea speciosissima
Lineage: Eukaryota; Viridiplantae; Streptophyta; Magnoliopsida; Proteales; Proteaceae
Exons: 4
Coding region: 586-1638 (350 amino acids)
Biological process (GO): regulation of DNA-templated transcription
Molecular function (GO): DNA binding
Source: RefSeq, a predicted model, not a curated record
UCAUGACUAAUCUGAUUGAUUUAGCUAGUGCGUCACAAACUAUUGAUCUGGGUGAAUCUUAGGUGUUCUUUUUGAAUUUAUGUUUCCCCCUUCUUUUGCGAUCGGUUCAAAUUUGGUGUUUCAAGGGGCUUAUUUGUGAUUAUUCCCCCCCUAUUGUUCGCUUGAUGUGUUUGUUAUGUUCAUCAUGUUGAGCCUAAUAAUGUUGAAAACAGGGCUUCCAUUGCACGUCAAAUGUCUGUUGAUCGCAGCAACAAUCAUCGCUGGUUUGUUCACUGCAAUUUCAGUUUCAUGAACCGGGGUCGGUUGUGGUGCUCACGGCGAGUAGUGUUUCGACAUUGGAUAUGACACUUUUCUAUGCGAACAUUAUUGCUUGAAGUUGUAUAUUUGAUUGUAGGAGUGCGAAUAUUGUUAAAUUGAUUGACUACUUCAAUGAUACUUUCAUUGGGGCUUUGUCGCAGAAAGAUUUUGGUUAUUGGUAGGAGAGGUGGAAAAUAACUUGGUUUUCUUUUAGUGGCUGGAAGAGAACAGUACACUAGAAUUCUGGGCAGGAAAUAAAUAAAUACCCCUUGGGGCGUUUGUGAAAGAAUGUCCCUUCCACCGGGUUUUCGUUUUUAUCCAACUGAUGUUGAACUGUUUCUGUACUACCUGAAAAGAAAGGUCAUGGGAAAGAGGCUCCAUUUUGAAGCCAUCAGAGUGAUAGAUCUGUACAAGUUUGAUCCUUGGGAUCUUCCAGCAAAAUCAUGCUUGCAGAGCAGAGAUCUUGAGUGGUAUUUCUUCUGCCCAAGGGAUCGGAAAUAUUCGAAUGGUCUGAGGGCAAACCGUGCCACUGAAAAUGGGUAUUGGAAAACUACGGGAAAGGAUAGACCAAUUUGUCAUAAUUCACAGACAGUGGGAAUGAAAAAGACAUUGGUUUUUCAUGAAGGGCGGGCAGCCCAAGGACAAAGGACCAAUUGGGUGAUGCAUGAGUACAGACUGGAAGAUAAAGCUCUGGUUGCUGCAGGUGUCAUUAAGGCAACUGUGCAGUUUUCCUGCUGUUUCUGUAACGUCCAUCACUUCCUCCACUUCUUUCCUUCAUUUUUUUAUUUUCAUUUAUUAUUAUUCCCUUUUAUGUAUAUAAAUUUGGCUUUACUUUUCCACAUCCUUUUCCAGGAUAAAGGCCCUGAAGGUGAUAUAAGCCAUGGAAAUGAGGCUGCCAUGUGUAACGUUGCUGAUUGUUCAGGUCGAAAAGCAGGGGAGAGAGGAAUACUAUAUGUCCAGGAAGCACCGGCAAGAGGUGAACAGAAAAAUGCACUACAUUUUCUGUUGGAAUCCAUCCCUGCUCGUCCUGCUUCAGCUGCUGAGUAUCCAUCUCCUACCAAUGGAGGGAAGAGAUUGAGGAGUGGUAGUAUCUACGGUGGGUCCUCCAUCCAUAUAGAAGAAGCUGAGGUGACUGUUAAGUGUGGGUGCACUAGGACGUUUUGUUUGACAAAUUGGGGGAGUUUCAUUGCACAGUGUUGUGGGUGCAAUGUGUUAAGGAAGGAGUCUCUGAAGAUGGCGGCUACAUGUUGCAGUGGCAGUGGCAGUGGCGGGUUCUUACUGCUAUUUUUCUUUGGGGUGGUUUCAGCUCGAAUUUUUGGGUCUUUCUAUUUUUUGUGGUAACCAAUUUUUGCAGGUUUGCGUGGAACCUGUUUCA